Molecule: messenger RNA, 5636 nt
Organism: Mizuhopecten yessoensis (Yesso scallop)
Lineage: Eukaryota; Metazoa; Mollusca; Bivalvia; Pectinida; Pectinidae
Product: kinesin-like protein KIF27
Exons: 38
Coding region: 286-4431 (1381 amino acids)
Biological process (GO): mitotic spindle organization; microtubule-based movement
Molecular function (GO): microtubule binding; microtubule motor activity; ATP binding
Source: RefSeq, a predicted model, not a curated record
AUCUACGCUGCGCAUGCGGGGAAUGCUCCUCUUACAAAAAUGUUGCAGUGUUGUUUACAUCGGUUUCCCUGCUGAGGAGCUACCGAAAGAGAAUGUUUUCCAGUAGAAAAGAUUAUCAUAUAAUCGUGUCAUCAUCAUAAAGCGCAUGUAAUUACUGUGCUACACCUUUGGAUUCAAGACUCAAAUAAAGAGAAAUUGACUAAAAUAGGAACCAGAGUCCUACUAUGUUACUAGUAUUUGUCUGGUAAGGUGGAAUUAGAGAUUUUAUACCAACACUCCACCACAAUGACAGAAGUCAACGUACGAGUAGCAGUGAGGGUACGCCCUCUGCUGCCAAAGGAAAAGAUAGCUGGAGAGGAAAUGUGUUUGAGAGUCUUACCUAAUACAAAGCAGGUGGUUGUUGGCAAGGAUCGGGCCUUCACCUUUGAUUAUGUGUUGUCCUCCAAGACUGAUCAGGAGGAAGUUUACAAGUCUUGUGUGGAGUCGCUGGUUAAGAGUACCUUUGAUGGCUACAACGCCACAGUAUUUGCGUACGGUCAGACGGGAUCAGGGAAGACGUUCACUGUUGGAGGGGGAAAUAUUUCAUGUGAAGAAGAAUAUGGGAUAAUACCUCGAGCUCUUAAGGAAAUAUUUGACACUAUAGAGACGAGGAAAGAGCAAGAGUUCCUAGUGAAGGUUUCCUAUAUAGAGAUUUACAAGGAGGAGCUGCAGGAUCUGCUAGACACAGAAACAUCCUACAAGGAUCUCCAUGUCCGUGAGGAUGACAAAGGCAACACAGUGAUUAUUGGAGCCCGUGAAGUGGACUGCGAGUCCCUGGAUGAUGUGAUGACGUUACUGGAGGCAGGGUCUGCUGUCAGACAGACAGGGUCGACACAGAUGAAUGAACAGUCAAGUCGCUCACAUUCCAUAUUUACCGUUGUUAUAGAACAAAAGUGGACAGAGACUGACGUCAUGGCUGGAAAGAGAAAACCAAGUGAUAGUUCUGAGGUUAUUGACGAAGCUGCCAAACUACCACAAGAUAUUACUCACUUCAUGUCAGGAAAAUUCCAUUUUGUGGAUCUUGCGGGAUCUGAACGAGCACACAGGACCGGAAAUGUAGGGGACAGAUUCAAAGAGUCUGUGCACAUCAACUCAGGACUUCUGGCCCUCGGCAAUGUGAUAAGUGCCUUGGGAGAUCCUAAGAAGAAAUCAACCCACAUUCCCUACCGAGAAUCAAAGAUCACCAGGCUCCUCAAGGACUCCCUAGGGGGUAACGCACAGACCCUUAUGGUGUGUUGUAUCAGUCCUGCUACAGCCAACUUUGAUGAAUCCCUAAAUGCCCUCAAGUAUGCCAAUAGGGCACGGAACAUCAAGAACAAGCCGAUCGUAAACAGAGAUGUACAGGCACUGAGGUUUGAGGAGAUGCAGUGUGAGAUUAAGGCCCUACGUGAGGAACUUGUGCGUCAGAGGACGUCGAUACUGAGUAACGGCGGGGCUGGGGACAUGGUUAAUGCAGAGAGGGCAAUACAGGAGGCAGCAAACAUGAAACACCUGGAAGAUCAAGCCAGCAGGCUACAGACGGAGUGUUCACACUACAAGAUGAUAGCCGACGAAGCUUACAAACAGUUGAUGGAGAUCCAGGACCGUGACAUUUUGUCUCAGAGCCAAGACUUCCGUCUUAAAGACUGGCUAGACUUGAUGGAGGAGAUAAAAAAUAAAGUGCCGUCCACAUUGACAAGGGAGGAAGUGGAUAACGAAACCAUCAAAGACUUACAGUCACAACUAUUUAAGUGUAAGGAAGACCUGAAGAGUGACGAGGAAAUCUUUGCUGAGAAAAGUCGAGACCAUAGUCAGAUGAUAGACAGAUUAGAGGAGCUGGAGACUCUCCUGGAGCAACGGGACCAGGAACUUGUGCAGGCAGAUGAUCGCAUCAAACUGCAGGGAGAACAAUUACUGGAGCAGCAGAUGAGGAUAGAGGAACUUCAACGUGCUCUCAAGACAGAGGACACCUUCCUCAGUGAGAGCAGUGUAUUGGAUGAUGAUGCAGUGUCGGCCAGUGCACCACCUGCCCCCUUCUCAAGUAGGCGGCCAAAAUCUGUUCCUGCCCACAUGCAUCGGCGGCCAGAUACAACAAACUCUGGUCUCCGACCGCCGUCAAGAAAUAUCAAGACAAGUCCUGCCCUGUUCACACUUGAGCGAGUAAUGAAGAGUUUCCGGGCGCGGAGUCAGCUGUUGGUGAGCCGCCUGGAGGACAAUGAUGAGGUCCUACACCCGACAUAUGGUGAGGCAGCUGCUGGGGGAAAUAACGAAAGUGAACGAGCAUCCGCAAGGUCUGGGACAAGGCUCACAAGAAGGGGGACAUUCAAAGUUGGAAAGGAGAAGAAAACGGAGGAGAACAAAGAGAACAAUGCCAGUAGUGUCAACAUUCCCGAGAUCCGAUUCAGCAGGGGAGAUUCCGCAAGAUCAAGCUUGUCUUCAUCAGCUGGAGACCUGGACGGCCAUUUACUCAGACAUAGUGAAGAAGUAAGAAAAAGCACCAACACUCAGCGACAGAUUAAGGAAUCGCAGCUGAAGAUGGUCGAGUCCCAGCAGAAAAUGAGGGAUCUCUCCAUCAACAUUAAGAUGAAGGAGCAACUCAUCAAAGAGCUAGUGAAGACUGGGAAAGACUCUGAGACCAUGAAUAAACAAUAUGCUGAAAAAAUCCGAGCCUUGGAAAAGGAAAAAGAAAAAGUGAAGGGCGAUCUGUCAGAGACACAGAAGGUUCUGUCAGAAAUUGAGGCCAAAGGUCAACAAGAAUCCUCAGAAAAACAAAAGCUACAGUCUGAAUACAGGAAAAAAAUAGAAAGUGCUAAAGCAAGGAUAUCAACCCUGCAUAAACGACAGAAAGACACAGAGAAAAUUGCCAACUUUACAAUGCAGAACGAUAAAAAGAUCCAGGACCUGGAGCUGAAUGUAGACAGGAUGAAACAACAACAGGAAUCUCUGAAUAAACGUCUCAAGGAGGAAACGGAGAGGAAGAGCAAAUUGGAGAGAGAAAUGCAGAAAGAAGUUCAUAGAGUGAAGGAAUUGCAGUUAAAAAAUGAACAACAGCAGAAAAUUCUGAAGCGCAAAAAUGAAGAGAUAGCAGCAGCUCAAAGAAAGUUGAGGAGUGGCUCCCUUCCCCCUAUCAAUAUUGAGGACCAUGACAAGACUGAGGAACAGAAACGUUGGCUUGACAACGAGGUGGAGAAGGUUGUGGAACAGAGACGUCAGAUGGAGGCUCUACAGGAGGAGCUGAAGAAAAGGGAGGCCAUCGUCGCCAAGAAGGAGAAUAUCUUUGCUGAGAAGAGCGAGUUAGAGAUGAAGAAACUACGGUCGAGUCAAGUCAUCAAUAAGAGCCUUCUGACAAUGUCAACCAAGCUGGAUUCCAUGGACAAAAAGUUAGAGGAGAAAAGUAAGGAGCUGGCACAGACUCCCGAGGAACACCAGGCUCAUGUUAAGGAGGAAAUCCAAAAGUUGUCGGAUAGUCGUGAGAAACUUAACAAACAGCGACUUGUACUGGAGAAGAAACUGCAUGAUGGACGGAUCCUGUCAGGCCAGGAGGAGAGGAGGAUGAUAGAGCUGGAUGAGGCUAUAGAUGCCUUGGAUGCAGCUAUAGAUUAUAAAAACGAGAACAUCAAUAGCAAACAGCUGGAGAUCCGACACUCGCAGAUGUUAUCACAGAGUGAAGACAAUAUGAUAAACCGUCUGAACUCCCUGUCUACAGCAGAGACAAGGACACUUCUGUCUCGCUACUUUGAUAAGGUCAUCAAGCUGAGGGAAAUGGAACGCAAAAUGAAUCUUCACAGCAGUGAGCAGGAGGUGAAGAUAGAUGAACAGGAGAGACUGAUCCGGGAAAUGGAGUCUUCUCUGCAGCGGACACAGGUAGACAUAGACCGGAGACUGACCAAACAGCAGAAAGAGUAUGAACAGAAAAUACAGCUGCUGAUGAGACAGAUCACAGAGAUGGGUGGGGCAGGAGGUGGACCUCAGGCUGAUGACAAAGACUCAAAGCAUCUACAGCUGGAAAAAGAAUUAUAUUAUUACAAGAAAACUAGUCGAGAUCUGAAGAGGAAGCUACGGGAGCUUUAUGCCUCAGGUGCUUUAGGAGAUGAUCAUAUGAGUGUGCAUGGUUCCGUCCAGAGUUCCAUGGGAGAUGAUGCACAAGUCAACCACAGUCAGUCACAUAACAGAAACACAGAAAACGUCAGCCAUUCCCACCAAGGAGAGAAGUCAAGUUCGCGUCCUAAUUCUGCACGAUCUGUUCCACACAUUCCUGCCAAUGCAACCCCUGUCAAAAUAUCUAGAAAAGACCUGCGUCUGAUGUCUGAGACCGAAGUCAAACUACGGAGGUCCAAUCUUAGCCACAGUGGGGGAUCUCAGCAACUUAGAGACUCCCUUGAUUCUAAUGCUGAUAACAAUCCAUGGAGUUGAGGGAAAUAUUACUUCAAGGAAACCAAUGUGUUCAGCAGCCACUGAUACUGCCUGUCAACAGUGUGGUAGAAAAAAGCAUAACACUACCAUUUACAGCUUGUGCUACCAAAUAAGGACAAAAAUGGUCAUGGCAUAUCCAUAUAUGGACAAAAAUGGGCAUGGCACAUCCAUAUAUGGACAAAACAUGGGAGUGACAUGAGAAUAAUAAUGGUUGUGAUUGAAAACAUACAAAGGAUGUUGUGUCGUUAAGGAGGUCUUGGAUAUGAUUGUAUAAUAUUAAAUCAGGAGAAUGCUCCUAAUAUUAUUUUAAUAGGACAAAGUUUAUUGGAAGCCAAAUUGAUAACACGAGAAUGUUACCAGUGGAACAAUCACCGACCUCCAUACAUGAUCCUGCUACUGUUGCAAUAUUUCUGUAUUUUAUGGAUAUUUUAAAUCAGAUGGAUACAGCCCAAACACACAGCUACUGUAAAUGUCUGUCUGAAAUAGGAAAACAGUUCACACUGAAAAAAGGUAGAACAAAAGACAUUUUUACAGGUAAAUCAAUGAACCUAGAGUAAUAUGAAGUACAGUCAUACCUUUCAUCUAAUGAAAAUCCCAUAUCUGACUGUAAUAUCUAGGUAUAAUGCAUAACACUUUCUAACAUCCUAAACAAUUGAAAAUGUUUCAGAUUCUGCCAAUUUGCUUCCUUUAUUGAUAUUCUGAGGUACAUGUCUUAGUAAUUUGAGUUGAUAAGAAAGAAAGCUGUGUCUUCUACACAGUGUUUGAACUGCUGGUUAUUCAUCAAUGCUGUUAAAAGUGUCUGAAUAUGCAAGAGUUUUUGUAGUAACUAUAGAUGACAGUAUACCAGUUAUAUUAAUACGCUGAUCUGGUUCUUGCCAUUAAAAAUAGUUCUGUAUCUAUAAACCCACAAUAACAUGUAGAUUCCUAAAUCAAACUUUCCAUUCUUUAAGACUGACAGAUUUUUGCACCCUGUAUGAAGUAUAUUGGACCAAUUUUAGAAAGUAGGGUUGAUAUCGUCACCAACGCACUCAGCAGAACAAGUACUUACACAGAAAUAGAAUACUUUUUAAUCAAAAUUAUAUGUAGAUGAUGCAUUCUUACUUUUUCAUUUAAGUAUCUGGAGAGUGAUAUCAAAUUUUUAUUUUUAUUUUGCUGUAAAUGUUUGCCAUUUAUUUGUAAAUGACUUAAGAGUGGGUAUAUAUAUA